GUAAACCCCUUCAGGGAAAACCCUAAACCCCUCUCUGUUCGUGUCUCCUCCUCUUCCCUCUCUUUGCUAAACCAAUUCUCUUCCUUGUUCUCCUUUUAGUUCUCCUCGAUCCGCUUCUUCGAAUCUACACGGCUGCCGUGAUUCUUGGCAGUUAGAUAACCUACGGCGAAGAUAUGGGGAAGAAGUUGGGGAAGAAGGCGAGGAAGUUCGCCAAGAAGAACCUCCAAUCCGUGCUCAAGAGGAGGCGCAAGCUCAAAUCCAUGUUCAAAAGGAAAGCCGCUUCUCGUAGAGUGGGUAAUGAGGAUGCUGCAGAAGGGUAUGAGAAGGUGAAAUCAGAGUUGCAUGCUAGAGGAAAUUCUGAUGAUGGAGCCAUUUUGAACGAUCAGCUAGAAAAUUUGUUUGUGGAAGAUGAUGAUCAUUUAAAUGAGGAUGUGUCUGACAGUGAUGGAUACCUAUCAGAGGAUCCUGAAUGCCCUUACAUCUCUGAAAGUGAGAAUGAGGAUGAUUCUAGAGGUCAAAACAAGGAAAUUCAUCUGGAGCUUGCAAAGCAAAAGAGAAAACUGGAAAGGCUGCUAGAGAAGGACCCAAAAUUUGCUGAAUUCGUUGAAAGUAGAAGAUCUGACCUGGACCAAACCAGAAGUGAAGAGAUUUAUUCAGAUGAUGAAGGAAAUACAAGUUAUCUGGAUGGAGUUGCAGUUAGACAGAGCCAGAUCUCACAUGAUGACAAAGUCCUUACAGGGCAUACUAUCGAUGUUUGGUGUUGGUUGGUUAUGGAACAGCCAGAUGGUUCUGGAUUUGCUAACCUACUUAAUGGAUUCCAUGCUGCGUCUCAAUAUGGGAUCAACUUUGAUGAUAAUUCAUCACCGAGAAUUCCAAAUAGAGCAGUUUUUUCUAAAAUAUUAACAUUUGUCCUCUGCGAAGCAGAUGGUGUUUUCCGUAGAUUAUUGGGAGUCCCGGACUCCUGCUCCAAAGAAUGCAUUUUAAAGUUGAAAAGCACACCAAAGUGGAAAACCGUGAGGCCACUGAUGAAGUCUUAUCUAAGGAGUUCCCUGUUUCUUCUAAAUCAAGUUACUGACAGCCAGAUUCUUGUUUUCAUCUUAUCACGACUCAGAGCUUCUGUUAUUUUCUUCACUUUAUUCCCAUCAUUGGUAGGGAGGCUUAUUAAGAUCUUAGUUCAUUUGUGGGCUACUGGUGAGGAGAGUUUGUCUUCAUCUUCAUUCUUUUUUAUUCGAGACAUUGCUUCACAAUUAUCUUCUGACUGCCUUGACACCUGCUUGACAAGAACAUAUAAUGCUUUUAUUGCACAUUGCAAGUUUGUGGAACCUACAAAUUUGAAGCAUCUAAAAUUUCUCAUGGACUCCGUUGUGGAAAUCUAUUCUCUAAACAUUCAAAAAUCAUACCAGAAGGUGCUUCUCUCUGUGCAGCAGCUGGCCAGUAUCCUGAGACAAGCUUUAAAGACGAAGGGAAAGGAAGAACUCAAGAAGAUACACAAUUGGCAGUAUGUUAAUUGCCUUGACCUUUGGGUUAAGUUCAUUACCUGUAACUUCAGGGAUCAUGACCUUCAGCAGCUGCUUUUCUUGAUUAUUCAAGUCAUAAGAGGAAUAGCUUACCUAUUUCCGGGUCCGCGUUAUGUACCUUUGAGGUUUAAAUGCGUGCAUAUGCUCAAUCAUCUUUCUCUUUCCAGUAGAGUUUUCAUACCUGUUGCAUCCCUGGUUUUCGACUGCCUAGAAUACAGGGGAAACAGCAAUUCUGAUACAAUGAAGAGAAUGCAAAUUAAUUUUUCAUCGUUGGUAAAGGUGCCAAAGCAAUUCCUUAAAUCAAGAGACUUCCACGAGGAGUGUGUUCUUUCAGCGGUUGAGCUGCUUGUAGCACACUUUGUUCAGUGGAGCUACCAUAUAUCUUUCCCUGAGGUGGCAACUAUUCCUCUCAUUCUCUUGAAAAGAUUCCAUGAAAAGACAAAUGUUGAAAGUCUACGCCGCCUGGUGAAGCGUUUGAUAGAUCAGGUUGAACAAAACAUUGCUUUCAUUCAGAAGAAAAGAGAAGAGGUUUCUUUUUCACCAAAUGAUCAAGCUUCUGUUGAAUGCUUCCUACAGCUGGAAAAAACUGGUCCACCGGCACCUUUCACUCGGUACUAUUCCAGCAUUCUACAAAAUUCAUGGUUUUGAGAUGAGGAUUAACAAAGGUUGUGUCAUGGGAUUUCUUCUGCUAGGUUUCGGUGUUCCACCCUGAAAAUGAGAAUGAUGAAUGCUUCAUGGUCUUUAUGCUUAUCUGGUAGUUGAAGUAUUGUGUUUUCAUGGAGGGCAUUCUUUUGUAAGAGAAACGGUGCAGGAAUGCACCAGUGUAUUGACCGUAGGUAAGAUAUGAGGUGGAUUGUCUGGUUGAUUAACAUUCAUCAGGGUUUUCGACACAUCAUUAUUCUUUAUCAUUAUUUAAAGCUCAUCUUUGCCUACAGUCGGAUCGGCCGGCCUCGGUUACCUAUAUUACUACAAAGAUGUAUCUUUUCUAAAUUCUCAUGUUGAUCUAGGCUUUUUUUGUUCAUUUCAUGUAGCAACCAAAAGUAGGAUUCUACUUAUCAUCAAUAUAAUUUUUGAAAAAUUAUCUUAA
Messenger RNA from Elaeis guineensis (African oil palm), 2604 nucleotides. RefSeq names its product protein REBELOTE. The record is from RefSeq and is a predicted model, not a curated record. NCBI's taxonomy places the organism in Eukaryota, Viridiplantae, Streptophyta, Magnoliopsida, Arecales, Arecaceae. Gene Ontology annotation, cellular component: Noc2p-Noc3p complex; nucleoplasm; Noc1p-Noc2p complex. Gene Ontology annotation, biological process: ribosomal large subunit biogenesis.